UUCGAAACUGAAAGUCGGUUUUUUAUGAAACUGCAGGAAAUAUUUCCGUCUCACGAGGCCCUAUAUAUUUACCGCAGCAGACACAUAUUUGGUGAAAUAAGGGAAUACGUCAACUCUAAGUCAGGAUAUAUUAUUCUUUAAAAAAAAAAGAGAGAAUUGUACCUAGCUAGGUGUCAAAGAUGCAGUUUACCGUCCGCAUGGUUGGAGUCGGGGGUAACCCUUUCGAAGUUUCAGCAACAGAGGAGUCCACGGUAGACACCCUUCUAUUAUCAGUAGCUGGUAGCUAUGGAAUACAGUCAGGUGUGAUACAGCUUUUUUAUUUAGGGCAGCGUUUAGAGUGUGGACAGCGUCUUGGCGGGUAUGGGAUAGACUGUGACUGUAGCCUCCUGGCAGUGGUAUCUGUUCAGGCGAAUACAGGCGGUGGAGAAUGGAAUCUGUUCAUCAAAGGACUGGAUGGCAGAACUUCAACCAUUUCCAUAAGCAAGUCCUCAUAUAAAAGCUUGGGAGAUAUGCCAGUAGAUGAACUCCUCAUCAAGGCCAGUGCUGCCACGCAGAUACCAAAAGAUCAACAAAGACUGAUAUACGGGGGUAAACAGCUUCAGGAGGGAAGAGGACACACUUUAUCCACGUACGGCAUUCAGAACCGUUCAACGCUCCACCUGGUGAUGCGCCUGCGCGGAGGUGGAAUCGAAGGUGAUGGGAGGACACCGUGCGGACAUGUUCUUGGUCCUGCCCACGUAAAUACCUUUCGCCAGCAAGUGUCGUCUGGGCAAACUCUUCUGAGCUGCCCUUGCACCCACCCUACCACCCAACAGCAGUGCAAGCAACACCUACCCUACGAUACUUGCGUUAAACGCCUCCCGUUCCUAUCUAAUGAAGACCGCCAGUUUUUAGAAAUUGGAAUUUCCAAGAACGCACUCGGCGGGCGUGCCAAGGAGUGUCCGUUGUGCAAGAGUGUGUGCGUGCGACGAAGCUCGCAAGAUAGGUGUCUCCAAUGCCCGGUGUGCACCGUCAAGACCAGGCGCUCUUAUGAAUUUUGCUGGGAUUGCCUGCAUGCGUGGAAAGGUGCCUCCAGCGAGAACUGUGGCAACCCGGACUGCUCCUCCUUGGAAGAUCCCAGGCUGAAAACUCUCCGUGAGGCACCCCUGAAGACCAUAGUAGGCGUGCCUAGUUGCCCCUCGUGGCGUGCGUGCCCAUCCUGCAGCCGCCUCAUUGAGCACGUGGACGCGUGCAAACACAUGUCGUGUCCUUGUGGGGUCACUUUCUGCUUCAUCUGUUUAAACGUGCCUGUAAACGGUCGCAGGGGGUGCGGCGCCCACAAUGCCCAGUGUCCAGUGGCACCAAUACAGACCGAGCUGAAAGGACGUUAGAACUCGAAAUGUGGCUCUUGUUUUGCAGAAUUCAACAUAAACUAGUGUCAGAGCUCUUGUUUUAACUUUGUCCAAGAGGGAUGGCAGUUUAAGUAGUAGGCCCUAAGCCGUGUUUUGAUCAGGACAUAUGAUGGAACUACUCCCCUAGUUUACUUUUAUUGCAUGCUUAAUUUUGUUAUAUAGCACUUUAAUCAGAAACUAAACCCGUGGUGCCACGAUACCUAAAAGACAAAAGACGGUGAUAAAAUGACCUGUAAAACGAAUGUGGAUACAGUUUUCUGAAUAUGUUCGGGCAUUGACAAUCAGCAUUAAGUCAAAAAUAUGAGAAGCUUCGUCAAAAUAUAUCUAGGAAAGCAUAUACAGUGCAUAUCGCGGGGUUUUGGCCUUCUGGACCCCCCUGUACUUCAUAGUUUUCGUGGAUUUUGUUUUACUGUAGUUAAAUCCGUCAAUGCUACGGCAUCUUUCUUUGUAAUUUACUUUCUCUGUUUAAUUAUUAGAGUUAUUUGGGUUGUACUGAACAGUGGCAUGCUUAUAUUAGAACAUCUUACAUAGCUUUUUAUAAUUAUAAUUCGCCAGCCUGCUUCUACUUUUUUCUCUUGCGUAGGUUCACACUGGCCAGAAAAGAAAUAGACAGUUUUCUAUGCAUUUUGGUCUUUUAGCUUUUUAUAUUAUUAAGAUUUAAUUUGAUUUGAUUUUUUGCCCUUUCUUAGGCAUACAUAAAUAUUUUGCAUCACAGAAAAUCACGAUGUGACCUUUGAUAUUUCUUUUUUGUUCAGUUGGUUUAGUUGUCAAUAACAUUCGAGCAUUUAUCGAUUUGUAUGCCUGAGUAGUUGUUUUAAACAAAGCGGGGGCUUUUAUUGAAUGUAGCCAAACUUCAAUCGCGCGAACACGAACACUUAAACAAAAUGUAUUAUCACUUUCCAUCUGA
Molecule: messenger RNA, 2298 nt
Organism: Lingula anatina
Lineage: Eukaryota; Metazoa; Brachiopoda; Lingulata; Lingulida; Lingulidae
Molecular function (GO): protein binding
Source: RefSeq, a predicted model, not a curated record